UUUUAUUAGAUAUUAUAUCAUCUGGGUGAUGACGUGAUUAAUAACAGGACUCCGCCCCUACAAGAAGAUGUUUUACGAGGCUGUAAUCGGGGGACUGGUAGGUCUAGCUACCUACAUGUACCUUCACUAUCUCAACAAGUCUAAACAGAGACAGCAGAUUGAACAGAAUGUGCAGCAACAAGCCGCUAAGAAUGCUAACGAGAAAUCGACAGAUACCGAAAGCAUGCAGUGGUUAAACUUCAUAAUCAAACAUUGGUACCUGGCAGUGGACCAGAAGUUGCAACAGAAGAUCAAGGAGCUAGCCCAACCCACCCUCGACUCCCUACAACUCCCUUCACCUGUUACAGGAGUGGUGUUGGAGAGUGUCUCCUUCGGGCAGAAUCCCCCUUACAUUGAGGGGUGCCGGACUUUCAGGGAAAAGUGGGCUGAUAACCGUGAUCUUGAGACACUAGAACUGGUUCUUGGACCCAGGAUUGAUUCGAAAGAGUUUGAAGUAAAGAUUCAUCUUAAAGGUCUGGGACAUGUCAGUCUCACAGGUUUCAAGUUCACCGGCCAACUCCAGGUUUCUAUUCUAAUGGAUAAGUCGCUCCCCUUUCCUUGCAUCAAACAUGUUUACUUCACAUUCAGAGAAAGACCUGACAUUAAAUUCGACCUGAGUCUUGGAGUGAUCGAUGUGAACCUGCUGCCGAAUGUAAAAUCCUGGCUACAAGACACAAUAGAAGAGUUACUAUCGGACUCUCUAGUGGACCCGGGAAGAUACCUGAUAGACAUGACCCAGGAGGAGAUGAAGAUGAUGCUCAUCUUCGGAGUCAGGAAAUUGAAGAGAACUGUCCUGCAUCUUCAGGUCGAUAUCCGAAAGGACAAACUUGAACAACACAACGACAAGAAACGAGAUAUUGAGUGUAUUCUUAACACAGGUGGUAAAGAUUUCAAAUCAGAAGUAGAAUUUUACAGGACCCAGAAAACUUGUCACGUUUGGUUCCCACUUGCAGUUCUUCAGCAAGAGAUUAAUUUCUCGGUGUACAUACCACACACGUUUGGGAAGGACGACAAGCUCGCAGAGAUGAAAAUAGACGUUAACGGUCUGAUUCGAGAGAAAACAAAGGAACUUCACAGAUCAGUGAGACAUAACGAGAAUAUUCUGCUGGUCGUCAGAGCUACAGCAUACGAGCUUCCUUACAUCCCCAUACGGCAGAGUGGCACUGAGGUUACAGAUUAUAUAAAGUAUUUCCACAUUCCUGAGCUCACUAGGGAGGACGUGAACAGAUGCUCAUCUGGCCUGGUGUACCUUCACAUCCACAGAGCUACUGGACUGCCUGCUAUGGAUACUCGCGGUAAGAGCGACCCUUACUGUAAAGUGAAAUUCAACGGGGAGAAACUUUUCAAGACACCGGUCGUAUACAACAAUCUGGACCCUGUCUUUAACCAUUUUGAAGAUUUCUUCGUCCGCAACAUAAUAGAAUCAGAUGUGACUCUAGAGAUGAUGGACUAUGAUGCUGCAUCAGGAAAUGACGAAAUGGGUAAAGUUAGACUCAACCUAAAUGACGUUGCACCCAAAAUGGUUGACCAAGGAUUCGAUAUCAUAACUAAAGAUGGCAAAAAAUCGGGCAUCCUGUACCUCACAGUUAUCUUCAGACCUGUCCAGCUACCACCCACCUCCGCCGAUAUAAGCAAUACAUUCCACAACAACCUCGGGGCUGUCACCGUCCUUUGAGCUUCUAGCAGUUACCGUGGGUACCAUGGUUACCAUGGUUAUCAUGGUUACCAGUUAGAUAAGACGUUACUCGUUUCAGAUUUAUUGGUUUAGUACUGCUAGUGUUACUCACCCGUGGGGUUGUACUAAGUGAUUUUUGGUCCAUCAUGUCACUCGAGUGCCUACUCGUACUCCUUUGUAACCCACUUUGACUUUUCUCGGUUUUCAUUACAUUCUGACUGAUGCUCUGGGCUACUUCACCAAUCAGCAUGCUUAAGUUCAUACCUCAAAAACUAAAAUGAGUACAAAACUAGUUAUUGACAAGUUGAUUCAAAGAUAAGUUGGACAUUAUUCAUUAAAUUAGGGUGCGAACAUUUGGGUUUCUACUAACUUACUGCAUAUCAAAACCUUGUCCUUUAAAAUCACGAGGAAUACCUUCCCUUUUUUAUUUUCAGAUGCUAAUUAUUUAAGCUUUAUUUUUUCAUUGUGAAUGACUUGAAAUUUUUGAUUAUCAGAUUUAAAUCCAUUGAUAUUUUGGGGUAUAUAACACAUUGCACAUGUUUACAGUGACACGAUCAUAGAAUUAUUAUUUUAUGAGGAA
Molecule: messenger RNA, 2294 nt
Organism: Bolinopsis microptera
Lineage: Eukaryota; Metazoa; Ctenophora; Tentaculata; Lobata; Bolinopsidae
Exons: 14
Coding region: 68-1714 (548 amino acids)
Molecular function (GO): lipid binding
Source: RefSeq, a predicted model, not a curated record